Mustela erminea (ermine) is the source of this 771-nucleotide messenger RNA. Its product is annotated as basic proline-rich protein-like. Bases 1 to 771 code for a protein of 256 amino acids. The record is from RefSeq and is a predicted model, not a curated record. Lineage: Eukaryota; Metazoa; Chordata; Mammalia; Carnivora; Mustelidae. The transcript has a single exon.
AUGUCCUGGCGCGUGUCGGGUGACCGAGCCACGCACCCGCUUAUACAGGAGAGGCGGGCUCGCCCGCUCCGAGCGCCGGACAGAGCUCGGCAGACACAGAUCCUGUCCCCACGGCGCCCACCAGGCCCGGGGUGCUCACCAUACAGCGAAGCGCGGGGGACCAGGGGCACAGGGAGACCUCGACUGGCUUCACCGCACCGCAUCCUCCCGGGAAGGCCGGGGCCCCCUCGCCCUGCGUCAACGACCACGCAAGGCCCAAACUCGGGUUCUCCGCAGCUGCCCGGCCCCUACCAGGAACGGCCUUCCACUGCCCCGGCCGCCCCGCUGCUCAGGCCCUGCUCCCGGGAGGCUGCCCCGCGCGGACGCUCUCCUGGCCAGCGGCCAGAGCAAGGAGCUGACAGAGACCGGCCGGGCUGGAGCUGCGCCCCGUGGUGGCCGGAGGGACCCCGGCCACCUGCCGCACGGCCGCCCACCACCCGCGGACCGCGCCCCAGGCUGCCCCGGGUCGGCUUCCGAACUUCCCGGAUAGAGCGGCCGAGGAGCCAAGGAGCGGUCUGCGGCCUCCGCCCCGAAAGAGCGACCCCAACCCCGCCCCCCAAAGCCCGAAACUCCCCCGCACCUGCCGAGCCCAGACUGCAGCGGAGCCGCCGAGCGAAGCCCACCGGCGCGGCCAGACCGGAACCCGGCCGGUUCCCGGAAGCUACCCCGAGUCACUUCCGGGCCGCUCUAGGACGCCGGGAGGACCGGGCCCUCUGUGAUCCGGCCACGUGA